This is a messenger RNA of Sclerotinia trifoliorum, 1714 nucleotides long. NCBI's taxonomy places the organism in Eukaryota, Fungi, Ascomycota, Leotiomycetes, Helotiales, Sclerotiniaceae. The record is from the annotation of a GenBank genome assembly.
CUCUUGUGGCUUGAUUCUCUUGGCUUAUUUUCGCAUCUCAACGUUGAGAGUUGGCUUUGUACUUUGUACUUUGGACUUGGACUUUGAGCUUGAGUUUGAGCUUAGAGCUUAGGACAAGACACUUGAAAAGCUACCCCGCGAAGAAGAAAAGGAAGGAGAAUGUGAUCACGUGUUGGCGAGCUCAAGACUUUGCCGAGGUUCGGUGAUGUUGUCUCAAGUUGACCGACAACUUCAUCUACCUACCUCUGUGCUACAAUUCAUGAUAACUUUCUUGAUUCUUGAUUUACACUGAUUUACGAUUACUCUCUCGGGAUUACCAUCUUAUCUCUAACUGUAUCAACCUUUUACAAGUAUAUCUUACAAGUUAGUGACCCGGUCAACAAGCAAGCAAGCAAGCAGAAGCUGUCAUUUGCCCAAAAUGGCCUCCUCAAAAUCCACCUACAAAUAUUUCAUAGUCACAUACCCAGCGCCAUUUGUUGCACAUGUUCAAAUUAACCGUCCCGAGAAAUUAAACGCGUUCUUCGAAGCCAUGGUAUGUUUGCAAACAUUAAUCAACAAACUACUAUCGCAACAAUUCGCUAACCCCUAAAUCUAGUGGCUCGAAUUCCGUACCAUCUUCGAUACCCUCUCCUAUUCCCCCGACGUUCGAUCUAUCAUAUUAUCCGGUGCUGGUGAUCGUGCCUUCUCAGCAGGCUUAGAUGUUGAAGCUGCUGCACAAGAAGGGAUCUUAGCAGAGAAGGACGGAAGAACAAUAGAUGUAGCGCGAAAAGCGCAAAUCUUUAGACGCCAUGUUGAUGAAUUUCAAGAGUGUAUAAGCAGUGCAGAGAAAUGCGAGAAACGUCUGGUUCCUACCCUAUUCCAGAGGAUCAUUGAAGCUAAUCUCAUGUAACACAGCUGUGAUAUGCGUCCUCCACGGCUACUCCUUCGGUCUCUCCAUCGACAUAUCUACCUGCGCGGACAUCCGCAUUUGUACAUCAGACGUCAAGCUGGCAGUAAAAGAAGUAGACAUCGGACUUGCAGCUGAUAUAGGAACACUUUCUCGACUCCCUAAAAUCGUCGGCUCUUUCAGCUGGGUCAAAGACGUUUGUUUAUCCGCACGAAUAUUCGGAGCCGAAGAAGCUCUCAAAGUAGGUUUUGUAAGUCAUGUUGAGCCUACGAAAGAAAAGGCUAUAGAAAAAGCCCUCAGCAUUGCGAAAUUGUUGGCGGAAAAGAGUCCUGUGGCGGUGCAGGGUACGAAAGAAUUGUUGAAUCAUGCGAGGGAUAAUAGGUUGACGGAUAGUUUGAGGUAUACGGGGGUGUGGAAUAGUGCGUCAAUUCAGACGGAUGAUGUUAAGUCAGCGAUGUUGAGUGGGUUGCAGAAGAGAAAACCUACAUUUGAGAAACUUUGAGAAGGAAUUAUGGAUGAUCGAUAACCACGAUAUAAAGAUUCGAGCUUCAAGGCCAAGGGACAUUUCUGCUCUAAGAGCUUUCCGGGCGAGGUCUGCUCAAGAGAGAUAGGAACGAAUGCAGCGAUUGCUACUCUGAGGUAUACACCUUGUAAGUCCCUCAAUGUACAUACUUGGAUGUAAGUUCAAAAAAUACCAAAAAGAGAUCCACAGAAUACCGGAAAUAUAAAUACACUAAAUAGACACAUCCAAUUCCAAGUUAAGAUACCACAACACAAAAGCACAAUAUAUUUCCAUUGUCCCAAACUAAAAGCCUUCAAGGAUACUCC